Miscanthus lutarioriparius is the source of this 2595-nucleotide messenger RNA. The record is from the annotation of a GenBank genome assembly. NCBI's taxonomy places the organism in Eukaryota, Viridiplantae, Streptophyta, Magnoliopsida, Poales, Poaceae.
AUGGCUUCGACGCAUGUUCUUAAGAAGAACUACCGCUGCGACCGCUCCCUGCAGCAGUUCUACACUGGCGGGCCCUUUGCGGUCGGGCUCGCCCCCGGCGGCGACGGCGAUGGCGGCGCCGAGGCUGAGACCUUCCUCGCGUGCGCGUGCGGUGGGGAGGUGCGCGUGGUGUCCGCCGCGGACGCCUCCGCCAUAGGGGAGCCCAUCGACGGCGACUCGGAGGCCAUCACCGCGCUGGCGCUGUCCCCCGACUCACGGCUCAUCUUCGCCGCGGGGCACAGCAGGCUUAUUAGGGUCUGGGACCUCGCGUCCCGAACUUGCAUACGCAGCUGGAAGGGACAUGAUGGUCCUAUCAUGGCCAUGGCAUGCCAUGCUUCUGGUGGUUUGCUUGCAACUGCCGGAGCAGACAAGAAGGUCUGUGUAUGGGAUGUCGAUGGUGGAUUUUGCACCCAUUUCCUUAGAGGCCAUACAGGCGUUGUGACGACCAUUAUGUUCCACAAAGAUCCAAAGCGCCUUCUGUUGUUUUCAGGAAGUGAAGAUGGCACCGUGCGAGUGUGGAACCUUGAAACCAAAAAAUGUGUUGCUGUGCUUAAAGAGCAUUUUUCGGCAGUCACUUCAUUGACAUUGUCUGAUGAUGGACAAACAUUGCUCAGUGCUGGGAGGGAUAAGAUUGUUACUGCAUGGGAUAUUCGUAAGUACAGCUCAAAGAAGACAAUACCGACAUAUGAAAUGAUAGAAGCUGUUUCCUUCAUUGGAUCAGGAAGUGAGCUCUUGGCUUGUUUGGGCAUAGAACUGGCAAAUAUAAAGGAGAAAGCGGCCGGUUAUUUUCUUACAGUUGGUGAACGUGGGGUUGUGCGCAUCUGGUGCUUGGAGAGUUCUCUUUGCGUGUUCGAGCAGCAAACAUCUGAUGUAACUGUUAACUCAGAGAACGAGGAAACCAGGAGGGGCUUUACAUCUGCUGUUAUGUUGCCAAAUGAUCAAAGAUUACUCUGUGUUACUGCUGAUCAGCAGUUUUUGUUCUAUUGUCCCAAAAGAACUGAUGAUGGGACCUUUGAACUGUCCCUAUAUAGACGACUAAUAGGUUAUAAUGAUGAGAUUCUUGACUUGAAGUUUGUUGGGGAGGACGAACAAUAUCUUGCUGUAGCUACCAACUUGGAGCAGGUCCGUGUUUAUGAUGUUGCGUCAAUGUCAUGUUCUUAUGUACUUGCUGGCCACACUGAAAUAGUUGUUUGCAUUGACACCUGUGUCUCUGCUUCCGGGAAGACACUUGUUGUAACUGGGAGCAAGGAUAAUACUGUGAGGUUAUGGGAUGCUGAAAGAAAAAGCUGUAUUGGCAUUGGCAAAGGCCAUCUGGGAGCUGUUGGUUCUGUUGCCUUCUCAAAGAAAACAAAGAACUUUUUUGUUAGUGGCAGCAGUGAUCGAACCAUCAAGGUAUGGACCUGGGACAAUACACUUAGUGAUGCUGAAGAUGAAGUCCCUCUUAAAGCAAAGGCUGUUGUAGCUGCACAUGAUAAAGAUAUUAAUUCUCUGGCAAUUUCACCUAAUGAUGGCCUUGUUUGCAGUGGUUCUGAGGACCGAACUGCUUGCAUAUGGAAACUCCCUAACCUAGUGUCCUCUAUUGUCCUUAAGGGACACAAAAGAGGAAUCUGGUCAGUUGAGUUUUCUCCUGUUGAACAAUGUGUCAUGACAUCCUCUGGUGAUAGAACAAUCAAAAUAUGGUCCGUUGUUGAUGGCUCAUGCUUGAAGACAUUUGAGGGAAGUGAUGGCCUAGUGAAGUUAUGGACAAUCAAGACAAAUGAAUGCAUUGCUACUUAUGAUAAGCAUGAUGGGAAGGUCUGGGCAUUGGCUGUUGGCAUGAAAACUGAAAUGGUUGCUACUGGUGGAACUGAUUCUGUCCUCAACCUGUGGCAUGAUUGCACCAUGGAAGAUAAGCAGGAAGAUUUCCGUAAGAAGGAGGAAGAAGUUUUAAGAGGCCAGGAAUUGGAAAAUGCUGUGUCAGAUUCUGACUAUGCAAAGGCAAUACAACUUGCAUUUGAGCUUAGAAGACCACACAGGCUUCUAGAUUUAUUCUCACAGCUUGCCAGGAGAGCUGAUGCAGAGGAUCCAAUAGAAAAGGCUCUUCUUGGUCUUCCAAAGGAUGGCCUCCGCGUGCUUCUUGAGUAUGUCCGUGAAUGGAAUACGAAGCCCAAGUUCUGUCAUGUUGCACAGUUUGUGCUUUUUCAGGUAUUGAGGAGUUUCUCUCCCACUGAUAUCCUGGAGAUCAAGGGCAUCAGUGAGCUCCUUGAGGGCCUUAUUCCGUAUUCGCAGAGGCAUUUCAGCAGAGUCGAUAGACUAGUCCGAAGCACGUUUCUGUUGGACUAUACACUGAUGCGAAUGUCCGUGGUAGAUCCAGAUGUAGAUGCGGGCACAAUCAAAGAUGAAAUGAAUGGUUCAUCUGUGGAGAACGGUGAACUUGCAGAGCCUCGGCCUGCUUCACCUGUACCAGAGAAGUCAAGCAAGAAGAGAAAAUCCAGGAAAUCAAGUAAAAAGGGCAAGGAGAAGAAGGUGAAGGUUGCCUCGAGUGGACACAGCAAUGAUGUCUCUGUUGAAGCCUGA